Molecule: messenger RNA, 4995 nt
Organism: Orycteropus afer afer
Lineage: Eukaryota; Metazoa; Chordata; Mammalia; Tubulidentata; Orycteropodidae
Source: RefSeq, a predicted model, not a curated record
AUGGAGAGCGUUUCCCAAAGUGUAUUCUGCGGAACUAGCACCUACUGUGUUCUCAACACCGUGCCACCUAUAGAAGAUGAUCAUGGGAACAGCAAUAGUAGUCAUGUAAAAAUCUUUUUACCGAAAAAGCUGCUUGAAUGUCUGCCGAAAUGUUCAAGUUUACCAAAAGAGAGGCACCGCUGGAACACUAAUGAGGAAAUUGCAGCUUAUUUAAUAACAUUUGAGAAACACGAAGAAUGGCUAACCACAUCCCCUAAGACAAGACCACAGAAUGGCUCUAUGAUACUCUACAACAGGAAGAAGGUGAAGUACAGGAAAGAUGGGUAUUGCUGGAAAAAGAGGAAAGAUGGGAAAACGACCAGAGAGGACCACAUGAAACUGAAGGUCCAGGGAGUGGAGUGCUUGUACGGCUGCUAUGUCCAUUCCUCCAUCAUCCCCACCUUCCACCGGAGGUGCUACUGGCUCCUUCAGAACCCUGACAUCGUCCUGGUGCACUACCUGAACGUGCCGGCCAUCGAGGACUGCGGCAAGCCCUGCGGCCCCAUCCUCUGCUCCAUCAACACCGACAAGAAGGAGUGGGCAAAAUGGACAAAAGAGGAGCUCAUCGGGCAACUCAAGCCCAUGUUUCACGGCAUCAAGUGGACCUGCAGCAACGGGAACAGCAGCUCAGGCUUCUCGGUGGAGCAGCUGGUGCAGCAGAUCCUCGACAGCCACCAGACCAAACCCCAGCCCCGGACCCACAACUGCCUCUGCACCGGCAGCCUGGGAGCAGGCAGCAGCGUGCACCACAAGUGUAACAGUGCCAAACACCGCAUCAUCUCACCCAAGGUGGAGCCACGGACUGGGGGGUACGGGAGCCAUGCAGAGGUGCAGCACAAUGACGUGUCCGAGGGCAAGCACGAACACAGCCACAGCAAGGGCUCGAGCCGUGAGAAGCGCAAUGGCAAGGUGGCCAAGCCUGUGCUGCUGCACCAGAACAGCACCGAGGUGUCCUCCACCAACCAGGUGGAGGUCCCCGACACCACCCAGAGCUCCCCUGUGUCCAUCAGCAGUGGGCUCAACAGUGACCCAGACAUGGUGGACAGCCCCGUGGUCACCGGUGUCUCCAGCAUGGCGGUGGCCUCCGUGAUGGGGAGCCUGUCCCAGAGCGCCACAGUGUUCAUGUCGGAGGUCACCAACGAGGCCGUGUACACCAUGUCCCCCACCGCCGGCCCCAACCACCACCUCCUCUCACCCGACGGCUCUCAGGGCCUGGUCCUGGCUGUGAGUUCUGAUGGCCACAAGUUUGCUUUCCCCACCACGGGCAGCUCUGAAAGCCUGUCAAUGCUGCCCACCAAUGUGUCCGAAGAACUGGUCCUCUCUACCACCCUCGAUGGUGGCCGGAAGAUUCCAGAAACCACCAUGAACUUUGACCCCGACUGUUUCCUUAACAACCCAAAGCAGGGUCAGACGUAUGGGGGCGGAGGCCUGAAGGCUGAGAUGGUCAGCACCAACAUCCGGCACUCUCCACCUGUGGAGAGGAGCUUCAGCUUCACCACCGUCCUGACCAAGGAAAUCAAGACCGAGGACACCUCCUUCGAGCAGCAGAUGGCCAAGGAAGCGUACUCCUCCUCCGCUGCAGCCACCGCCUCCAGCUCCCUCACGCUGACCGCUGGCUCCAGCUUGCUGCCCUCGGGCGGCGGCCUCAGCCCCAGCACUACCCUGGAGCAGAUGGACUUCAGUGCCAUAGACUCCAACAAGGACUACACGUCCAGCUUCAGUCAGACAGGCCACAGCCCCCACGUCCACCAGACCCCCUCCCCGAGCUUCUUCCUGCAGGAUGCCAGCAAGCCCCUCCCCCUGGAGCAGAAUGCCCACAGCAGCUUGGGUGACUCUGGGGGUACCUUUGUGAUGCCCACGGUGAAGACGGAGGCCUCAUCCCAGACCAGCUCUUGCAGCGGCCAUGUGGAGACAAGAAUAGAGUCCACCUCCUCCCUCCACCUCAUGCAGUUCCAGGCCAAUUUCCAGGCCAUGACGGCAGAGGGGGAGGUCACCAUGGAGACCUCGCAGGCAGCCGAGGGCGGCGAGGUCCUCCUCAAGUCUGGGGAGCUGCAGGCCUGUAGCUCUGAGCACUACCUGCAGCCUGAGAGCAACGGGGUAAUCCGGAGCGCCAGUGGUGUGCCCAUCCUCCCGGGCAACGUGGUGCAAGGCCUCUACCCUGUGGCCCAGCCCAGCCUGGGCAAUGCCUCCAACAUGGAGCUCAGUCUGGACCACUUCGACAUCUCCUUUAGCAACCAGUUCUCCGACCUGAUCAAUGACUUCAUCUCUGUGGAGGGGGGCAGCGGCACCAUCUACGGGCACCAGCUGGUGCCGGGGGACAGCGGGGCACUCUCGCAGGUGGAGGACGGGGCCCGUGCGCCCUUCACCCAGGCCGAGAUGUGCAUCCCUUGUUGCAGCCCCCAGCAGGGUGGACUGCAGCUCAGCAGUGCUGAGGGCGGGGCCGGUACCAUGGCCUACAUGCAUGUCGCUGAGGUGGUCUCGGCCGCCUCUGCCCAGAGCACCCUGGGGAUGCUGCAGCAGAGUGGACGGGUGUUCAUGGUGACUGACUACUCGCCAGAGUGGUCCUACCCAGAGGGAGGAGUGAAGGUCCUGAUCACAGGCCCGUGGCAAGAAGCCAGCAAUAACUACAGCUGCCUGUUCGACCAGAUCUCAGUGCCUGCGUCCUUGAUUCAGCCCGGGGUACUGCGCUGCUACUGCCCAGCCCAUGACACUGGUCUUGUGACCCUACAAGUUGCCUUCAACAACCAGAUCAUCUCCAACUCAGUGGUGUUUGAGUACAAAGCCCGGGCGCUGCCCACUCUCCCUUCCUCCCAGCACGACUGGCUGUCGUUGGACGAUAACCAGUUCAGGAUGUCCAUCCUAGAACGACUGGAGCAGAUGGAAAGGAGGAUGGCUGAGAUGACGGGAUCCCAGCAGCACAAACAGGGGGCUGGAGGAGGAGGGAGCAAUGGAGGUGGCAAUGGGAGUGGGAAUGGAGCAAGUCAAGCUCAGUGUGCCUCCGGAACGGGGACUUUGGGGAGCUGCUUUGAGAGCCGCGUGGUCGUUGUAUGUGAGAAGAUGAUGAGCCGAGCCUGCUGGGCAAAGUCCAAGCAUUUGAUCCAUUCAAAGACUUUCCGUGGAAUGACCCUCUUACAUCUGGCUGCUGCCCAGGGUUAUGCCACACUAAUCCAGACCCUCAUCAAAUGGCGCACAAAGCAUGCGGAUAGCAUUGAUUUGGAACUAGAAGUUGACCCCUUGAAUGUGGAUCACUUCUCCUGUACUCCUCUGAUGUGGGCAUGUGCCCUAGGGCAUUUGGAAGCUGCAGUCGUGCUGUAUAAGUGGGACCGUAGGGCCAUCUCUAUUCCUGACUCUCUAGGAAGGCUGCCUUUGGGGAUCGCCAGGUCAAGGGGUCAUGUGAAAUUAGCAGAGUGUUUGGAGCACCUGCAGAGAGAUGAACAGGCUCAGCUGGGACAGAAUCCCAGAAUCCAUUGCCCUCCGAGUGAAGAGCCUAACACAGAUAGCUGGAUGGCCCAGUGGCACAGUGAUGCCAUCAGCUCUCCAGAAAUUCCCAAAGGAGUCACUGUUAUUGCAAGCACCAAUCCAGAGCUGAGAAGACCUCGGUCUGAACCCUCUAAUUACUACAGCAGUGAGAGCCACAAAGAUUAUCCAGCUCCCAAAAAGCAUAAAUUGAACCCUGAGUACUUCCAGGCAAGGCAGGAGAAGCUGCUUUCCACUGCACUGAGUCUGGAACAGCCAAAUAUCAGGAAGCAGAGCCCUAGUUCUAAGCAGUCUGUCCCUGAGACAAUCAGCCCCAGUGAAGGAGUGAGGGACUACAGCCGGGAACUCUCCCCUCCCACUCCAGAGACUGCAGGAUUCCAAGCCUCUGGAUCUCAGCCUGUAGUAAAGUGGAAUUCCAAAGAUCUUUACAUUGGUGUGUCUACAGUACAGGUGACUGGAAAUCCGAAGGGGACCAGUGUAGGAAAGGAUGCAACACCUUCACAGGUGCGUCCACGGGAACCAAUGAGUGUCCUGAUGAUGGCUAACAGAGAAAUGGUGAAUACAGAGAUGGGGUCGUACCGUGAUAGUGCAGAAAACGAAGAAUGCUCGCAACCCAUGGAUGACAUACAGGUGAACAUGAUGACCUUGGCAGAACACAUUAUUGAAGCUACUCCUGACCGAAUUAAACAGGAGAAUUUUGUACCCAUGGAGUCCUCAGUGUUGGAAAGAACAGAUACGGCUACUAUUAGCAGUACAAUGAGCUGGCUGGCCAGUUACCUAGCUGAUGUCGAUCAUCUGCCAAAUGCUGCCCACAUCAGAAGUUCAUAUAAUGAACCUCUAACCCCUUCUUCUAAUACCAGCUUGAGCCCUGUAGGCUCCCCAGUCAGUGAAAUAGCUUUCGAGAAACCUAGCCUUCCUUCAGCAGCAGACUGGUCUGAGUUCCUGAGUGCAUCUACCAGUGAGAAGGUAGAGAAUGAGUUUGCCCAGCUGACGCUGUCAGAUCAUGAGCAGAGAGAACUCUAUGAAGCUGCCAGGCUUGUCCAGACAGCUUUCCGGAAAUACAAGGGCCGACCCUUGAGGGAACAGCAAGAAGUAGCUGCUGCUGUCAUUCAGCGUUGUUACAGGAAAUAUAAGCAGCUGACAUGGAUAGCCUUGAAGUAUGCACUUUAUAAAAAGAUGACACAGGCUGCCAUCCUCAUCCAGAGCAAAUUCCGAAGUUACUAUGAACAAAAGAAGUUCCAGCAGAGCCGACGUGCUGCUGUGCUGAUCCAGAAGUAUUACCGGAGCUAUAAGAAGUGUGGCAAAAGACGGCAGGCUCGCCGGACAGCUGUAAUUGUACAACAGAAACUCAGGAGCAGUUUGCUAACCAAAAAGCAGGACCAAGCUGCUCGAAAAAUAAUGAGGUUUCUACGCCGCUGUCGCCACAGCCCCCUGGUGGACCAUAGGCUGUACAAAAGGGUGAGUUUAGCUGCCUGCUAG